Rotaria sp. Silwood2 is the source of this 1218-nucleotide messenger RNA. The record is from the annotation of a GenBank genome assembly. NCBI's taxonomy places the organism in Eukaryota, Metazoa, Rotifera, Eurotatoria, Philodinida, Philodinidae.
AUGAAUAAUUUUAUGCGAGACGAUCAAAAUAUGGAUGUUUCUUCAGCAUCUCCAUCAAAUGUCAUUGAUCAAAUGAUAUCAAUAGCACUAUUUGAUGAUGCUGGAAUGAAAAAACUAUUAUCAAAUAAUGAACAAAAUGAUUCAUCACAUCGAACUUGUCCUAUCGCAUCCUCGACACAAGAAAAAUGUCGAAUAACUAUUCGAAGUUACUUUUCUAAAAUUGAUUCUUUAAGAAGAUUAGCAUGGAAUAUAACUGGUCCUAAACAACUCGAACGUGCUGAAAUGAAAAUAUUUGAAGCAUUAAAAGUUCACUUUGAUGGUUAUUAUGUAUCUGUUUUAAAUAAUGCGCAAAAAAUUUGGACUGUCUCUUCAAAUUUAGCAUCAAAUAAUAUUCCUAUUGUACUUAUACAUGGUUUUGCUGGUGGUGUUGGUUUAUGGAGUUUAAAUCUUGAUCAGUUAUGUGCUGAUCGACCUGUUUAUGCGCUUGAUUUACCAGGUUUUGCACGUAGUAGUCGACUAAUAUUUAGUCUUGAUCCAAUGGAAGCUGAAAAACAAUUUGUUGAUAUACUUGAAGAAUGGAGAAUAGGGAUUGGAUUAAAUAAAGAAUUUAUUCUACUUGGACAUAGUUUUGGUGGAUUUUUAAGUACUUCUUAUGCAAUUAAUUAUCCGAAAUAUGUAAAACAACUUGUUUUAAUUGAUCCAUGGGGUUUUUCACAAAAACCAGAAAAUAUUUGGGAAACUGGACGUUUACAACGUAUACCAAAACGGUUAAGAACAUUUUCACCAGUUAUAAUGAAAGUUUCACCACUAACUGUACUUCGAGCAGCUGGACCAUUAGGUGUUUCGCUUAUAAAACGUUUUCGAGCCGAUCUCCAUGAAAAAUUUACAAAAUUAUUUGAUGAUGAUCGAAUAUUGAUUUAUUUAUUUCAUUGUAAUGCUCAAUUACCGACUGGUGAAGAAGCUUUUCAAACUAUGAGUGAUUGUUUUGCUUGGGCAAAAGAACCAAUGAUUAAACGAAUUCAUUUAUUAGAUGAACGAAUUCCAAUAUGUUUUCUUCAUGGCGAACAAUCAUGGAUAACAAUGAAAUCAUCUUUCAUUAUUCAAAAACAACGUCAAAAUACUUCUGUUGAUACAAUUAAAGAUGCUGGACAUCAUGUAUAUGCUGAUACACCUGAAGAAUUUGAAAUAUAUUUAAAACGAAUUUUAUAUAAUAACUAA